CAAAAUAAAGAAGCGAAACUGAAUUCCUCUGCAUAAAUUCAAUAUUUGGAAUGAUUCAAUAAAGCAGCAACCUUUGUGUGAAGAUUUUGAUCGAAGCUUGUCGUAGGCGCGUUCUGUGUUUCCCUUCUCAUAUUUGAAUCCUAUCCUCAGUUUCGCAGACCCGAUCGAAAACUUCAACAGAAGAACCAACAAAAAACAAAAAAGAAAUCAUGGCUUGCUGUGUCCCAUUCAACAGCAAAAAUCUGGACUUAAGUUUCUUCGUGUUCAAACCAACCGUUGUUCUUGUCGAAAAUCUUGUUCAUGGUCUCAAACAAUUCUCCUCGCAGACCGAAACGCUUGGUUGUUUGCAGAGUUCUAUAUUCAGAAGCAUCCAUGGAAACCGGAUCAUAUGGUAUGGAGCAUGGAAGAAGCGGUCUAGCGAGAAGAAAGAGCAAUUGGCAGAAACUCUGUUAUCAAUGCUAAAAAGUGUAUCAAGCAUGGGAGUGUUAGUAGAGCAUAGCUUCCUUGAUGCAUAUGCUGGAGAAUCAAGAGAUGGUUCCUCUGCUGCAAAAUUCUGCAGUGGUGAUAUAAUCUCCAUGCACUCUGCAUCCACCACCAGCAAGGACCUGAGUGACCUGUGCUACGCCGUGCUGGCGCUGUUCCGGUCCCGGUUCGCCAAAAUGGAGGGCAUGGCUUCAGGUUUGUGUGUGAAAGGCCAAAACAUGCCCAGAGUGAUAUGCAUUCAUGUCUGGAAUUCUCUCCACUUUUUCUACUCUUGGAUUCUCAGCUCUGAUCACAGAAAGUGGAUGCUUCCAUACCUUGAACGUUUCUCUACUUCUGACAUAAAGUAUGAUGUUUAUAGAGUAGUUUAUGUUAGUGCUGACAUUAAUGUCAUCAAUCUUCAAGCUUCUUCUCCACAUCAUCAUCAGAUGUUUGAGAAUGCAACAGAAAGCUUCUCAGAUAGUAAUACUAGACUUGAUGCUAAGUCCUGUUGAAUUCAAACUCCAGCCUAGCUCCUUAUAUGCUUCUCUCUGCCUUGUAAAUGAUGUAUAUCAGCUUUGAGCGCUCCUGAGAAUAUUAUGAAUAUAUAUA
Molecule: messenger RNA, 1071 nt
Organism: Prosopis cineraria
Lineage: Eukaryota; Viridiplantae; Streptophyta; Magnoliopsida; Fabales; Fabaceae
Exons: 3
Coding region: 210-974 (254 amino acids)
Source: RefSeq, a predicted model, not a curated record